CGAUUUUGGGAUAUUACUGUUGUGUUCUACCCUUAGUGGAGAUAGCAGUUUUUGUGCAACCGUGUACCAGACAUGCGAUUUUCUGAUCUGCAUAAUUAACAGCAAUUAAAGAUCAGCAUGUGAUAAUGAAUUAUUCAAUAUCUGGCGAUUUAUUAUUAAUAAUCAAUUUAUACUGACCAUGUGAACUACAGAAAAUAAAAACAUUAUGCCUCGCAUACGGAGGGACCCAUCGAGGGAAUACUCUUUUAUACGUUCAUUGUUCCAGGCCUGUUACGACAAUCCGUUGUUUCAACAAGAGGAGUCAAAGUUCAAUCCAGAUGGCGUCCUGGAAAAGAAACCACGCGCCAAGGACUACACUCCGGCCGAAGACAUUCCGGAAAUUGAAUUUCAAGAAAAGGAUGAGGCCUCGAAAAAAAGAAAGUUGUGCAUCAUCGGAUUCAUCAUCUGCUGUGUAGCCGUCAUUGGAUUUUUAGUUGGAUAUUUAAUUAGUUCCGCACAAAAAAAAGACACGACAUAUCCCCCUGUUCAUACAACCAUCACCACAACUCACGUGCCUUCAUACUCAUUUAAGACAGAUACCUUUAAUGGAAGUUUGCUUGUAUUAGCAGGUCCCUACUCUAAUUUUAACACAGAAUAUUCAGAUAAAACUUCAGUUGCAUACCAGUAUUUUUCUAGGACAUUUUUAUAUCAGAUGAAAUUAAUAUUUUCAAAGAGUCCAUUCCGAUCACAGUACAGCUCUACAAUCAUUAACGGGAUAAGAUCUGGAAAUGGGCAAUUGUCCAGCGUCCUCUAUAGCAUAAAAUUCACUUCGCCAAUAAAUGUCUUCAAUUGGACGGAAUCGUCUUUGGUGUCGCUACUUGUUUCCGGUCUUGGUAGCGGGGUGAUCCAAGCGUCGCCGGAUUCCAUUAAAAUUACAGCGCUCAGGAAUGAAACAACUGUGCUUCCCUCUGUAUCACCAGGACAGUGCUUUAAAGUAAGUGUAAAUCAUUGUGUUAAUUACACCACAUACACCCUGACAACCCUUCCAAACGCAUUUGGGCACAGCACUCUAGGAGAAGUAGCAGAAUCUUCGUCAAAGUACCCUGAGAUUUUCGAUGGAUUUUGUUAUGGAUAUGCUAAAGAUUUUUGGUGCUCAGCGUAUAAUCCAGAGUGCAAAAAUAACCAACCAGUAUUGCCAUGUAAACAAUAUUGCGAAGACGUGAAAUCAGCCUGCGAGAAUACAUCAUUUCCUUUAAAUUGUAACAGUUUACCAACCUCCAACUGCCGAGAAAACCCAUUCAAACCCGGAAAAUGCGUUGAUGUUCCCUUUGGACAACAUUAUAAUACCUGCAUUAAUUUAGGAUUUUCCAAGUCUGCUCUUCCAAAUUAUGAUCUCGAAAUCAACUUUCCGAAGCCCAAUAUGGUACUGGAUUUAGUUUUCACAUUGAAAAGGUUAACAAAGUGUUACAAACAUUCAGAGUUGUUCGGAUGUUCCGUGUUUGUACCGAAAUGUUCUGGAUCAGAAGUGGUUCCGAAUCAUACUAUCCCGCCAUGUAGAUCUCUCUGUGAAGAAUACAUGAAGAACUGUUUUAUAUUCUGGGAGAUCUUUUCUACCCCAUGGCCUAAGAAUCUGACGUGUUCCUCUUUACCUGAUGUCAAUGACACGACUGUCUGUAUUGGAUACAACGAGGCUCACCAACCCCCAGAAAUCAAACAAUGUCAGACAAACCAGAUAUCAUGUGAUACUGAUCGGUGUAUCGAUGUAUCGUUCUUGUGUGACGGUUAUCGCGAUUGUGAAGAUAACUCUGAUGAAGCUCAUUGUGCUGCAUGUUCCACAGGGGAAUAUAAAUGUAACCCUGCCUCCAGUCUGUGUAUCAAGAGCUCUGAGGUCUGUAACGGUGUCCCGGAUUGCUAUGAGGAAGUAGAGGAAGCUGAGUGUAUAAAACUGGGGAACGGAUCAGAUAGUGGCGUUAUCCUGGUUUACAACUCGGCAUCAGAUAACUGGGAAGAAGUGUGUGCAGACGAUUGGAAUGAAACAUUGAGUGACCUUGUCUGUCAACAACUAGGAUAUAGGGGAACUAGGACUACCAUUUUCAAGACCAAAACUACAACUACGGCAAAAUUGGAUUUUCAAAAUGUAAAUGGAUCAGCUAACACAAAUUGGUUGCAAUCAUUCCUAAGAAAAGGUUCUACGUGUACCGGAAACAAUGUCGUCCAUUUAGAGUGUGGUAAUCCUGUAUGUGGGACACGACCAGCCCAUUUCCCCUCCGCCCUUCGUAUUGUGAAUGGAAAACAAGUUAAGCCCGGUACUUGGCCUUUUCACGUGGGUCUAUAUGGAGGCAGAGGAAUGCGAUACUUUUGUGGAGGAAGCAUUUUAAACCAGAACUGGGUCAUUACCGCUGCCCAUUGCCUUGGAGGCAAAACAACAACCGAUGAUUUAAUCAUAAUUGUGGGUGACACGAGGCGAUUUGCUUAUAACAAAUACAGACAACUUAAGAAGGCUAAGUCGUUACAUGUCCACGAGGCGUAUUCCUCCGAGACUGUAAAGAAUGAUAUAGCUCUGAUACAGCUGGAGUCACCAGUGUACUUCAGUGACUACGUUAGGCCCCUUUGUUUGCCUGACAACACGACAGCUGUUGGAACUCGCUGCUUUGCCGUAGGCUGGGGUAAAGUCAAUGGAAAGGCUACUGAUUAUGAGCCGGUCUUGCGACAAGUCAAUUUGGAUGUAGCGUCCUGGCAAGGAUGCAAGCAUGCUAUAGCUACUUCCGGUAUUCAAUCUCCUUACAAACUCACAGAAGACAUGGUGUGUGCCGGUGGAUCUAGAGGCCACGAUUCAUGCCAGGCGAACAGUGGGGGUCCAUUGAUGUGUCCUAUGGAAAACGAGGCUGACACGUGGUAUGCAGCGGGAGUGACGUCAUGGGGACUUGGUUGUGCUGUUCCAAAUGUUCCUGGAAUUUACACCGAGGUUUUUAAGUUCAUUGACUGGAUAAAAAAUAUCACAAAUCUUGAACUUCCUAUGGAAUACAGCAUGAAUUGAUUUAUCAUCAACGCAAUCAUACCAGAAUUUGUUGUUUUCUUAAUUUCAUCCAUAUUUUAAUGAACAGAAAUCCGUUUUUAUUUGUGAUGCAGUGCAUGUCACGGACGAUCUCAUUGUAUAUUUCUUACAUGAUAAUAUAUUAUUUUCACAUUUGUUUUACCAUAUGUCUAUCAUUUAGUCCCAAAUCCAAAGAUGUUUUUUUUCUAUACAUGUAUUUUGUUUAUUUUAUUAUAUGCAAUGAUGUUUAUUACACAUCAAAAAGAUUUGGUUUUUG
This is a messenger RNA of Saccostrea cuccullata (small rock oyster), 3290 nucleotides long. Its product is annotated as atrial natriuretic peptide-converting enzyme-like. Lineage: Eukaryota; Metazoa; Mollusca; Bivalvia; Ostreida; Ostreidae. The record is from RefSeq and is a predicted model, not a curated record. Bases 206 to 3016 code for a protein of 936 amino acids. Gene Ontology annotation, molecular function: protein binding; serine-type endopeptidase activity. Gene Ontology annotation, biological process: proteolysis. The transcript is spliced from 20 exons. Gene Ontology annotation, cellular component: membrane.